UUAAAUUGAAAGCUAGCUGGUCUUCCCGUUAAAUUCCCUCAAGAAAUUCCACAUUCCCUUUUUUAACCUUAUAUAUUUUACCCAAAGUAAAUAAAUUGGUAGUAUUUCUCAUCUUCUCGUUGGUCAUCUAUACGACCACAAAAGACUGAAAGAAAAAAAAAUAAAAUUAUGGGGUUGAAGAAUUGAGAAUUUUAAGCACCCCCAAAAUGAAAUUAACCCUUUAAAUUAAAAUAUCUAUGGUCCAAGUAUUAUUCUACAAUAAUCUUUAUUUGGGUCAAGAAAUUAUGGUUCAUUCUAAAAUUAGAAGAGACCAUUUACUUAGUGGAUUUACAUGGAUGGUUCAAAGUUCACCUUCUUGUACACACAUUAAUGGGGUGAAAAAGCUUAAAGGACUUAGAUAUAGGAAUAUUUCAUCUCAAAUUGUGGGGAAGUUCAGUCAAAAUGGUCAAGAUAUCUCACAAGAGUUCCAGCUUCCAUCCGCAUAUGAAUCUGCCAUGGAAGCUCUUUCAACUCUCAUUACUCAGAAAAAAAGAAAUGGUACAUCAGCCAUUAGUGGUCAAAACCAGAAAUUGGACAGAAUUUUGAGGUACAUUAAGAUUUUGGGCUUGGAAGAAAAGAUAGCUGGCCUUAAGAUUAUCCAUGUUGCUGGAACUAAAGGAAAGGGUUCAACAUGUGCAUUCUGUGAAGCAAUUUUACGGGAGUGUGGUUUGAGAACAGGACUUUUCACUUCGCCGCAUUUGAUCGAUGUUAGAGAAAGAUACCGUCUUGAUGGGAUGGACAUAUGCCAGGAAAAGUUUCUUCAAUACUUUUGGGAUUGUUGGAAUCAGCUCAAGGCAAACAUCUCUGAAGACUUGCCUAUGCCUCCUCUCUUCCAGUUCCUUACCGUGUUGGCUUUUAAAAUUUUUGUGAGCGAGAAGGUUGAUGUUGCCAUCAUUGAAGUUGGUCUCGGAGGAAAACUGGAUUCUACGAAUGUGAUUAAGGAACCUGUUGUCUGUGGUAUUACUUCUCUGGGUAUGGAUCACAUGGAAACUUUAGGAGAUACACUAGGCCAGAUUGCUUCUCACAAGGCUGGAAUUCUUAAGCCUCAAAUUCCUGCAUUCAGUGUACCGCAACUUUCUGAAGCAAUGGAAGUUCUUCAAGAAAGGGCCAAUGAGUUGACGAUUCCGCUGGAAGUUGUCGCACCGCUAACCGUGGAAAAGUUAAAUGGGACAAGGCUAAGCUUGUCUGGUGAUCACCAGCUCAGUAAUGCUGCCCUUGCUGUAUCCCUUUGUAAAAGUUGGCUUAGAAGAACAGGAAACUGGAAAAGUCUGUUUGAAGAUGUUGGUACUCUCUUUACUCUUUACUCUGUAUUACUCUGUGCAUAUGGGAAUCACAUUUUAACAUCUCCACCAGUACUAAUGUUCAUGAUUUUUUCCAGUCAAGUGUUAAUAUUCGUAAAGCCUGUGUGUUGUUUUUGAAUUUUAAAUGCGAUG
This is a messenger RNA of Lycium ferocissimum, 1472 nucleotides long. Its product is annotated as folylpolyglutamate synthase-like. The record is from RefSeq and is a predicted model, not a curated record. Lineage: Eukaryota; Viridiplantae; Streptophyta; Magnoliopsida; Solanales; Solanaceae. Gene Ontology annotation, cellular component: cytoplasm; cytosol; mitochondrion. Bases 237 to 1457 code for a protein of 406 amino acids. The transcript has 11 exons. Gene Ontology annotation, biological process: tetrahydrofolylpolyglutamate biosynthetic process. Gene Ontology annotation, molecular function: ATP binding; tetrahydrofolylpolyglutamate synthase activity.